GUAAUUUCUUUCCACGACCAUUAAGGGACGAAAGGGAAAGCCCCCGUCGUGUAGCUUCCGUUAACGAGGAUCCUAACAAGGGUUGCAGUACAACUAACGUUUUGGGCAUCAAGAAUGUUGCUGCUGCAGCAAACAUAGAUGAGUUCUCGAUUGGAAAUCAAAGCGUGGCCGAAGAUAAAGAUGUAGAUGAGUCAAAGUUUAAAAUUAAACCCGAAACGGAGGACAAAGGUAAACGAAUGAGGAGCGACGAAUGCAGAGACCAGGGUGAGCCUCGUACUUGCAAGCUUAGAAAAAGGCGAAGCGAUUCAGACUUCCCGGUGCUACUGACAGCAGGUUCAUCAGUCGACAAGAACAUGGGAGAACCAGAAAAUUUUACGCGUCGGAACUUAUCACAAGCACAGGUGCGAAUGCAGCUUCAGGGGUCGGAGGAGACGGACGAUAGAAAUCUCACUAAAGAGGGGGCAAAGAACGUGGUUGAGAGGCAAAAGGCGAGCCAAAGAGAUGAAGACCUCGUUGACAACGUUCAGCAAGAAAGCACAGCGACCUGGGAAGUAAAGAUGUUGUCUCAGACACCCGUAGAGCAGUGGCUAUGCGAUGUUUUUUUCAUGCCUAUCGGGAUUGCCGUGACGCAGAUUGUGCUGCUGCCUCUUGCAGAAAUCGUGCUGACGCACCUGACACAUCUGUUCGACUACAUUCUUCAAGGUUGCUGUUGGCACUACACGACCUCUCGGUCCUCUCAACAAGGAAAUCGACAAGGGUAUGAUACACAUACAACAAGUUAUACAGGAUUCAACUCCACACCUGACAACAGAAACUUCAUCAAUGCCGGCUUGUGGUUGUGGUCUGCGAGUCAAAUAUUGCAACUAGCGUGGAUCUUAUGCUACCACUGCACCUGGAGUGUAAAUUCCUGUCUGGGGCACCGCCCCACAGGGUUUUUUAGGGGUGUGCCUGGUCGUGAUACAGAGUGCGAACAAGAUCUACAACAUCGUCCUAUUUUCAGUCAAAAAAAGGCAGACGUGACCACGGGCGACAGUGUGGAAGCUGUGGCAGAAGAAGAAGAAGUCAUUGCAGAGAAGAGCACGGAAGCUCUAGAUGAAGAACACCGCGGCGUCGUGGCCACGCGUGGAGCAAGGCGAAGAAAAGCGUGGCGCGAAGAUUCUACAAUACUGCAAGCAACGAACAGCAGUCGCGGAGUUUUCGGAUUACUUACAGUUGGGGACGGCUAUCAUGCGAAUCAUCACCGGCAUCCUUCUUCAGCGCGGCAUGCCAGUGCACAUCGAGUCGAUCUUGCAUAUGCAGCAUUAUGCGUCUUGGCAAUGUGUGGACUUGGAAGACUGAAAGGGAAAACGGAAAAUGAGUAG
Amoebophrya sp. A25 is the source of this 1361-nucleotide messenger RNA. The record is from the annotation of a GenBank genome assembly. Lineage: Eukaryota; Dinophyceae; Syndiniales; Amoebophryaceae.